Messenger RNA from Caenorhabditis remanei, 525 nucleotides. RefSeq lists its product as uncharacterized. NCBI's taxonomy places the organism in Eukaryota, Metazoa, Nematoda, Chromadorea, Rhabditida, Rhabditidae. Bases 1 to 525 code for a protein of 174 amino acids. The record is from RefSeq and is a predicted model, not a curated record. The transcript has 3 exons.
AUGUCGAGAAACGUGGAAAUCAAGGCGAAAGUGCAAAACCACGACGAAACUGUUCGUCGCGCCGUGGAGAUCGCUGGAAAGCAACCCACUAUUCUCAAGCAGCAUGACAUCUUUUACGAGUCACCGAACGGCCGCCUCAAGAUGCGCAGCGUUGAGGAGAAUGGAGUGGCGCGAACCGAGUUGAUCUGGUACGAUCGUCCGGAUGUCGCCGGUCCGAAACUCUCUAAUUUCAACAAAUUCGACGUGCCAGCCGAGAUUCUCGACUCGCUGAAACUCUCACUUCAAUCAUCAAUGGGACUGAAAGGAGAAGUGAAAAAGACACGAACUCUCGUUCUUCACGAUCAAACUCGUAUCCAUAUCGAUCGUGUCGACGGAUUGGGAGACUUUAUGGAGUUGGAAGUUUGUCUGAAACCAGAGGAGACACCAGAGCACGGAGAGAAGUUGGCUCACGAGUUGAGAGAGAUGUUGGCGAUUCCGGAGAGUGAUCUGUUGACAGGAGCUUAUAUGGAUAUGUUGAAGAAGUAG